This is a messenger RNA of Penicillium salamii, 1302 nucleotides long. Lineage: Eukaryota; Fungi; Ascomycota; Eurotiomycetes; Eurotiales; Aspergillaceae. The record is from the annotation of a GenBank genome assembly.
AUGGGGAGCAUCGACAUCUCAACCUGCGAGAUCCCGCAGCUGAAGACACCGUGGAUCGAAACACCCCUCGUCGAGUCUGCCUGUCUCUCCAGGGCAGCAGGAUGUCGGAUCUUCCUGAAGCUGGAGAAUGUCCAACCCAGUGGUUCCUUCAAGUCUCGUGCAAUGGGAAAUCAGAUCCUCUCUCACCUUCGCAACCCUGCCAAUGUCGGCCGCCGGGUGCACUUCUACGCCUCAUCCGGAGGUAACGCCGGCUUGGCCGCUGUCUGUGCUGCCCGGACCCUGGGGUACCCUUGCACCGUUGUGGUCCCAAUGGCCACCAAGCCUUUGAUGCUGGACAAGAUUCGUGCUGCUGGUGCUGCGGACGUCAUUCGUCAUGGAGAGACCUUCUCCGAGGCUGGAGAAUACAUGCGGGAAACCAUUAUGAAGACCAGCAACGGGGACGACGAAGACGUCGUCAAGAUUGCCCUUCACCCCUUCGACAACCAACCCAUCUGGGAAGGAAACGGAACCAUUAUUGACGAGCUGGAGACUCAGCUCCCUCCCGCCACUACCUCAGAGGACAAAAAGGCCUACAGCAGCCGGGCCCUCCCCCUAGACUCCAUCAUCUGCAGCGUCGGCGGCGGCGGCCUCCUCAACGGCCUGGUCCAAGGCAUCGAAAAGCGCCGACAGAAGAAACAGGCCACCUCCUCCACCCAUCCUAACCCCAUCCACCUUCUCGCCAUCGAAACGGCCGGUACCGAUUCCCUGGCCGCUGCCAUCGCCAACAAAUCCCUCGUCUCCCUCCCCAAGAUCACAUCCCAAGCCACUUCCCUCGGUGCCAUCCGCGUCUCGGAAACAACCUUCCAGUACGCAGUCGCCCCACCCCCCGGCAUCCAGGUCCACAGCGCCGUGCUCUCCGACGCAGAUGCCGCCCGCGGCGUCCUCCGCCUCGCCAACGACGAGCGUCUCCUCGUCGAACUGGCCUGCGGUGUCUGCGUCGAGGCGGCGAUCGGCGAUGCUCCAGCCGUCUCAGCAUCGGGCGCUGCCGGAGCUCAGAGCAUCAAGAAGCGAAAGAGAGACUCCAAUGAUACUGCUGUCACAUACCGUGAUGAAGGUUACGGGGAUGACCGGUCCAUCUCAACUGAUAAUGAAACCGACCUUGAGAUCGAUGAGAUCGAUGGAAAGCUCAACUCGAAGCUCAAGCAGCUUGUCCCUGAUCUUAACCCUAAUAGCAGGGUUGUUAUCAUCGUCUGCGGUGGAAGCUAUGUUACUAUUGAUAUGGCUUCUGAGUGGCGGAAGAUGUUGGAUGAAGGUUGGGCAUGA